Molecule: messenger RNA, 855 nt
Organism: Caenorhabditis briggsae
Lineage: Eukaryota; Metazoa; Nematoda; Chromadorea; Rhabditida; Rhabditidae
Gene: Cbr-snt-3
Product: Protein CBR-SNT-3
Exons: 6
Coding region: 1-855 (284 amino acids)
Biological process (GO): cellular response to calcium ion; synaptic vesicle endocytosis; regulation of dopamine secretion
Cellular component (GO): axon; synaptic vesicle membrane; dense core granule
Molecular function (GO): clathrin binding; calcium ion binding; syntaxin binding
Source: RefSeq, a predicted model, not a curated record
AUGUCUGUGUCCAAAAAGAAGGAUGAGGACAAGGAGAAAAAGUUUCUGGGACGACUACAGUACAAAUUGGACUAUGACUUUGAUAAGAACUCGCUAACAGUGGUCAUUGUCCAAGCUGAGGAGCUUCCGGCUAUGGACCUUGGAGGAACAUCUGAUCCAUACGUCAAACUAUUCCUUCUUCCAGAGAAGAAGAAGAAGUUUCAGACAAAAGUUCAACGAAAGUCGUUGAAUCCAGUGUUCAAUGAGAGUUUCACAUUCAAGAUUCCAUACAGUGAGAUUAACUCUCAGACUCUGGUGCUGAACGUUUUCGAUUUCGACAGAUUUGGAAAGCAUGACCAGAUUGGUCAAAUCUCGAUCCCACUCGGAAAAAUCGACUUGGCAGCGUCGAUUGAGAAAACCGAUUUGAUCGAAAGUCCACCAGAAAACCGUUUAGGAGAAGUAUGUCUAGCUCUUCGUUAUGUUCCGAACAAGAACAAGCUAUCGGUCGUGGUUAUGGAGUGCAAGAAUCUAAAGAAGAUGGACGUCUUGGGAUUGUCAGAUCCGUAUGUGAAGAUCUAUUUGAUGAUGGGCACGAAGCGUUUGGAAAAGAAAAAGACUACGAUUAAAAUGAAGACGUUGAAUCCAUACUAUAACGAAUCGUUCAGUUUCGAUGUGACUCCUGAGAAAAUGAUGAGAGUCCAUCUCCACGUCACCGUUUCGGAUUACGAUCGAGUUGGAUCCAAUGAAAGAAUCGGACAGGUUAUCAUUGGAACAUGUGCCACUGGCGUGGCUCUGAAGCAAUGGAACGAUAUGCUGGCGACACCAAGACGCUCAGUAGCUCAAUGGCACACUUUGGUGCCAUUCAACGACGAUUAA